This is a messenger RNA of Manihot esculenta (cassava), 1137 nucleotides long. RefSeq names its product nudix hydrolase 18, mitochondrial. NCBI's taxonomy places the organism in Eukaryota, Viridiplantae, Streptophyta, Magnoliopsida, Malpighiales, Euphorbiaceae. The record is from RefSeq and is a predicted model, not a curated record. Bases 312 to 842 code for a protein of 176 amino acids. Gene Ontology annotation, cellular component: cytoplasm; nucleus. Gene Ontology annotation, molecular function: pyrophosphatase activity. The transcript is spliced from 5 exons.
AGAUUAAGCAACGCUUGGAUAUAUACACGGCUUCAAACAGAGAAAGACAGAAACAAAGCUUCCACGUUGUUAGUUAAAAGUCUCUUCAUCGUCUUCUUAUCUAUAUAUAAUUAGACCUUCUGUAGUUUUGUUCCAUUGGUCUCUCUCCAUCUCUUUGAUGUUUCUUCUGCCUUCUACUAUCACUUAGGUCUCUUUCAGUUUAUGAACUUAUAGAAUUUCAUUCAUUUCUAGUGGCAGCCAUCUUCGAGUUGGAGAAGCUCUUUUCUUUUUUUUCCUUUCCCUUUACGUACACGAUCUUUGGAAGAAUAAAUAUGGCUUGUUUAGUCUCUCGCUCAGGAAGAGAGCUGCAGAGAUACGAUAACCAGGGUCGCCGACAAGUUGUAGGAUGCAUUCCAUAUAGAUUCAAGAGUUGCAGUGAUGGUUCCAUUGCUGGUGAUCAUAAACUGGAAGUUCUUGUCAUCACUUCACAGAAGGGUCAAGGAAUGAUGUUUCCCAAGGGUGGUUGGGAGCUUGAUGAAUCUGUGGAAGAAGCAGCUUCUAGGGAAUCUCUUGAAGAAGCUGGAGUUCUUGGGCAUGUUGAGGAUGAACUAGGGAAAUGGAACUUCUUAAGCAAAAGGCAUGGCACAUUUUAUGAAGGGUAUAUGUUCCCUCUGCUAGUUACUGAGCAACUUGAUCUCUGGCCAGAAAAGCAUGUCCGUCAAAGAAUUUGGAUGACUGUGGAGGAAGCCAGAGAUGUAUGUAGGCAUUGGUGGAUGAAGGAAGCCUUGGACAAACUAGUUGAGAGGCUAAUGUCUCUACAACAACAAAAGGAACAAAACGACGACGUCUUCAAUGCUUUCUAAUCUGAACUGAUUUUGUAAAUAGUAACACAUUGCUGAAGCCUGAAUGCUUAUAGCUAGAGCAUAUGAAUUAGCUAGUUAGGCCAAAAUUGUAUGGAUCCAAGGGUUGAUAAUUGUACAAAAUAGAGUGAUCCACUGCUCCCUUUCCUCUCUGAUUUUAUGGGAGUUUGCCCUAUGAUGUAAUUUUCACAUGUGAAAGUGAGAAAUUUUACGAUACUAUCCUAAUAUACCACUGUAUUUACUAUAUUAAUCUUUUCCGUUUCCCUUAACAGAGAAAAGUAUCGAAUACCCUUUUCAA